Phyllopteryx taeniolatus (common seadragon) is the source of this 2541-nucleotide messenger RNA. It is a transcript of the gene ddx47, whose product is annotated as DEAD (Asp-Glu-Ala-Asp) box polypeptide 47. NCBI's taxonomy places the organism in Eukaryota, Metazoa, Chordata, Actinopteri, Syngnathiformes, Syngnathidae. The coding region runs from base 64 to 1524 and encodes 486 amino acids. The transcript is spliced from 12 exons. Gene Ontology annotation, molecular function: ATP binding; nucleic acid binding; RNA helicase activity. The record is from RefSeq and is a predicted model, not a curated record.
AGACGUAUUUCCGCAUCUGCGCACUGUGGCGCACGAAGGAACACGUUGGUUGGGGCAAAAAGCAUGGCGGACAUCGGUGAGGGAAGCUCAAAGCAAAACACAGACGCAGAAAAACACGAAGGUUCAAGUAGUGACGAUGAUAACACCAACAACAACAGUGGCGAAAAUCAGGUGGCGGUAAAGACCUUCCAAGACUUGGGUGUCACCGACGUACUCUGCGAGUCUUGUGAUCUGCUGGGAUGGAAGAGUCCAACAAAGAUUCAGAUUGAAGCUAUACCAUUGGCACUGCAAGGAAAGGAUGUCAUUGGCUUGGCUGAGACCGGUUCAGGAAAGACUGGUGCUUUUGCUCUGCCCAUCCUCCAGUCACUGUUGGCCUUACCCCAGAGGCUUCAUACCCUCGUCCUCACUCCCACCAGAGAGUUGGCCUUUCAGAUCUCAGAGCAGUUUGAGGCCCUCGGUUCAAGCAUUGGCGUCAAGUGUGCUGUCAUAGUUGGAGGAAUUGACAUGAUGUCUCAGUCUUUGGUGUUGGCCAAGAAACCACACAUUGUCAUUGCCACACCCGGUCGACUGAUAGACCACAUGGAGAACACAAAGGGCUUCUCCUUGCGAGCGCUAAAGUUUCUUGUCAUGGAUGAAGCAGACCGAAUCCUCAACAUGGACUUUGAGACUGAGGUGGAUAAAAUCUUGAAAGUGAUUCCCAGGGACAGGCGCACCUUCCUUUUCUCUGCAACGAUGACCAAAAAGGUCCAGAAACUACAGAGAGCCGCUCUGAAAGACCCGGUCAAGUGUGCUGUUUCUACCAAAUACUCGACAGUAGAAAAACUGCAACAGUAUUACAUCUUCAUACCAUCGAAGUACAAGGACUGUUAUCUGGUGUCCAUCUUGAAUGAGCUGGCUGGCAACUCCUUCAUCAUUUUCUGCAGCACCUGCAACAAUGCACAGCGGGUGGCGCUCCUGUUGAGGAACCUCGGCAUCACUGCCAUCCCUCUUCAUGGUCAGAUGAGUCAGAAUAAACGUCUCGGCGCGCUAAACAAGUUCAAGGCCAAGUCUCGGUCAGUGCUGCUGGCUACUGACGUGGCAUCCAGAGGACUUGACAUUCCACACGUUGAUUGUGUCAUUAACUAUGAUAUCCCCACACACUCCAAGGACUACAUCCACAGAGUCGGGCGGACAGCCAGAGCAGGACGGUCGGGGAAGUCUAUUACAUUUGUCACCCAGUAUGAUGUGGAGCUUUUCCAGAGAAUUGAAAGCCUGAUUGGAAAGAAACUUCCUGCCUUCCCCACCCACGAGGAGGAGGUGAUGAUGUUGGUGGAGAGGGUCAGCGAGGCCCAGCGGUUUGCCAGGCUGGAAAUGAAGGAACAAGGUGAAAAAAGGAGAAGACACAGAGAUCGUGCUGGCGACGAGGAUGACACCGAGCAAGCAAGUGGCGUGAGGAAGAAGGUGAAAGGAGGCCCAGGAGCAAGACCAGGAGGCGGGAAGAAGAGGGGCGCAGCUGCCUGGAGAGGUGGCCGCAGAGGCCUCUGACUUAACUAUAGACUGUACAUAACCGCAACAUUAAAUAUCUUGUUUUUGAAGCCAAAACUGGAUUAUGAUGACACCCAGUUUUCCUGCCUUUAUCUUGGAAGUACAUGGCCUUUUAAUUACACAUAAACAUCCCUUUUGUCAUUGCAUUUUUCCAAUUGGAGUAAAAUUCUUCCACUUGAAGCGUUGAUCAAAUGUUUUCUCUUUCCUGACCCCAGGGGGAGCUGUUACUCUGAAUAGUGCAGUAAAGGGCGUCCUCGGUUUAGGAAUUUCGAGGUUACCAAUGGUAUGUGGCGUAAGAAUACGUCGUCACACGGCACAAAAAGGUACCCUCAGUUACCGUUGGACUUGCCAUUUUUCAUUUGAUGUUUUAGAUUUAUAGCAUAGAUGUUUUUAAUAAAAAUAUUGCAAUUAUUACUCCACUAUUGCGUUCGGUUAAGUUAAUGAUAGGCUAUGUGCAUUCUGACUACAUAUUUGGGUUAUGUCGCCACCAUAGGAAUGGAGCUCUCGUAAACCUACAAUGUACUGUUUCUAAUCAUCUGUUGAGCACAUGUUUUACAAUCUCACAGCACACCACAAACAAAAAUUUCCCCCAAAAAAAUAUUUUCCUAAAAUACUGAUGUUCUCGUGAAAUCUGGGUCAGUUUAAUUGAACACAAGCUAUUCUGUUGUACGAAUAGCGAUAGGUGGAUACACUGGAUAAUUGUACCUUCUGCCAUUUCAUAGAAGAGCAUUUAAUUGUUCUGCCUGCAGCCUGUCACUAUUUGUUUCUGGAUGAACCAGGUCAAUUUUUAAAAUAAAUUAUAUUUGGAUCAAUUACAUGAAACUACAUGUAUCCCGUGGGAGUGCAUCAGGUGUGCUGUGGGAAAUUAUCCAUUUCACUUUCAAAAGGGGUUUAUUUACUUCAAAUAAUGUAUCAUCGUUCAUCUAUCUCUGCCAGCAAUGCAUCGUGAUGGGUUGAGCCAAGUUUAUGCUCUUCCACUAGAUGACAGAAGAUGCAAUUAAAUAGCUUCCAUUUUUA